Diaporthe batatas is the source of this 498-nucleotide messenger RNA. RefSeq lists its product as uncharacterized. The transcript has 2 exons. The coding region runs from base 1 to 498 and encodes 165 amino acids. The record is from RefSeq and is a predicted model, not a curated record. NCBI's taxonomy places the organism in Eukaryota, Fungi, Ascomycota, Sordariomycetes, Diaporthales, Diaporthaceae.
AUGGCUUCACGACUUGUCGUGCUGGCGCUGGCGGGCUCCAUGGCCGUCGCCCAGGACAUGGACGCGAAGCCGGCCGGCCAUGAAAUGACGACGUCGGGCGACAGCAGCCCCGUGAUCACCACUACUGCGCACCUGGCGGCUGCCGAUGCGACGACAGCCAGCCAGGCGGUAGCGGCAACGACGGCCCUGCCCACGGCAAUCAUGCCAUCUGACGUGUCAGACGUGUCGGGCACACCAACGACCUUGGUCAUAGACACGCAGACGCCGCCUUCGCCUUCUUCUAGCGUGAGCUGGUCGAUCACGACCACUUCUGAGACGGGGCACAUGACCAUGAGCCACGGCAACAUGAGCGGCGUGGCGGGGCCGACUGGCGCUGGCUCGGCGUCAAGCACUGGGGGGGUUGACAAUGUCAACGGCGCCGCGCGCAGCGUGUUCAAUAAGGUGUCGAUUGGGAUGCUAGCCCUGUGCUUGGCUGCUAGCGCAGCGCUGCAAAUGUAA